CAGUGGAAGUGAAAGCACAACUGUGAAGCAGAUACUCUGCUGCAGUGGUCUGAGAUGGACAAGCUUAAAACAGUUCUUAACAUCGCCAACAAACAGACCAACCUUGGUUGCGGGUUGUUGGCUCUGCUAACAGCAGGAGGGGAGCAGAUCUUCUCCUCAGCAGUGUUCAGUUGUCCCUGCAAUGGUCAGAACUUCAUAUAUGGCAUGGUGUUCCUGCUGGUGCCCGCUCUGGCUCUGAUGCUACUGGGUUACAUCGUAAACAAGAAGACGUGGAAGCUGCUGACAGGUCUGUGCCAGCAAAAAGCCAAGCUGUGUCGCUGGAAGAAGCUGAGAACCACAGUGGUCAUCCUUUUCCAGAUCAGCACCAUGGCAAUGGUGGCACCUGCCAGCUGGAUUGCUGUUGCUCUGCUCAGUGGUAAAUACUAUGAAUGUUUGCGGACUGGAACCAGGGUAUACAUCAAGUAUCUGUGUAAUGAAACAAAAUCUCAGUGUAAGGACCUGCAGAAGUUCCCCUGUAGCAGUGAGACGCAAGCGAGAGAUGUCCUGCUUGCCCUGCGAGCUGAGUCUCAGGUUUUGGGUUGGCUGCUCAUCUCGUCCAUCAUGUUGUCCAACCUGCUCAUCAGCUGUCUGGCUCGCUGUGCGUCUCCCAUCAGCUAUCUGCAGCUCAAGUUCUGGAGGGCAUAUGCUCAGGAGGAGUGCAAGCUGAUUGAUUCAUAUAUGGAAAAACACGCCAAAGAGCUCGCUGAGAGGAACCUGAAGUGUUUCUUUAACCAGACACUGCCUCAGCCCAUCAUCACUCCUUCCAACAAGGACUGGGAGACGGUCUCCACCCUCUACAAGUUCACCACCAAAGGCCAGUACUACAGCACCUUGCAUCGCUAUGUGGAGGAAUCCAUGGAGUGUGGCGACGGGAUGAUGAGGAUGAUGUCGGUCAAGUCAAGUGAGGCUGCUGAUGACAAUCCUGCUGUUCUUGGUUUUGUAGAUGAUGGCAGCAUUCCAGUGUGAGAUUAUAGUCAUCAAGCAAUCAGUCAAAUGGUAUUUGUAUAUCCCAUAUUCACAAAUCGCAGUUUGCCCCUGAAACACUUUUUUAUCAAUUUUUUUGAAAAUAAAUGAAGUUGUCUUGAACA
Molecule: messenger RNA, 1127 nt
Organism: Solea senegalensis (Senegalese sole)
Lineage: Eukaryota; Metazoa; Chordata; Actinopteri; Pleuronectiformes; Soleidae
Gene: calhm6
Product: calcium homeostasis modulator family member 6
Exons: 2
Coding region: 55-1005 (316 amino acids)
Molecular function (GO): monoatomic cation channel activity
Source: RefSeq, a predicted model, not a curated record